AUGGGAUUGGCCGAGGCAAGGGUGGAGGCCGCUCCGGCCGCCCCCGGCGCCGCCAUCCCUGACGCCGCCGCCAGGGCAGGCGCCACCGCCCCGGAUGCCGCUGGCCUCGUCGACGGCCCCAACACGUGCGCCGCCAUCCCUGUCAAGGUCGCCGCGGCCCUUGUCAAUGCUGACGUGCGUCCCGAUCCGUCCGCCGCCGCCACCGUCUCUGUCGCGGUUGCUGGAGCGGGCGUUCCCAUUCCCGCCGCCGCUGCGGCCUUCGUCGCGGCCACUGAGGCAGGCGUCCCCACCUCCGUCGUGGCCGCCGGGGCAGGCACCCUCACCUCCGCCGCCGCCGCCACGUUCGCCGCAGCUGCCGGGGCGGAUAUCCCCGCCUCCACCACCGCCGUCGUCCCCGUCGCGGUCGCAGGGGCGGACUUUCCUUCCUCCGCCUCCACCUCCAUCUCCGUCGUGGUCGCUAGGGCAAUCGCCCCCAUCCCCACCGUCAUCGUCUCCACCGUCGCCGUCGGGGCCGAGGCUCCUCCGCCUCGUUGUCGAGGUCUAUCACCUCGCCGGUCGGAGGGACUCCAGGGGCAACGCCAUGCCCCGCAGGGUCGGUCGUGGGUGCAAAGGGCGGAGCAAAGGUCAGAUCCUGCCCUGUGCCCAGCUGCGGCACCGUUACUCCGGUUGCCACCGCAGGGGCUGCCUUCGCAGUAG
Setaria italica (foxtail millet) is the source of this 696-nucleotide messenger RNA. Its product is annotated as tyrosine-protein kinase MasK-like. The record is from RefSeq and is a predicted model, not a curated record. The coding region runs from base 1 to 696 and encodes 231 amino acids. Lineage: Eukaryota; Viridiplantae; Streptophyta; Magnoliopsida; Poales; Poaceae. The transcript has a single exon.